Molecule: messenger RNA, 1663 nt
Organism: Salvia hispanica
Lineage: Eukaryota; Viridiplantae; Streptophyta; Magnoliopsida; Lamiales; Lamiaceae
Product: Regulator of Vps4 activity in the MVB pathway protein
Biological process (GO): protein transport
Source: RefSeq, a predicted model, not a curated record
GACCUUUUCCACUCUCUCUCCACGCUGAUUCUCUCAUUACUAAAAAGUAAAAACACACAUUUUUGUCGAAGAAAAUAUCAUGCCAAGCGCCGCCGCCGACCGCUGGAAGAAGGCCGUCGCCAUGGGUCUCUCCCUCUUCGGUCGCACUUUCAACCCCUCCAAAUGCAAAACCUCGGCCAAAAUGGCGGUGGCGAGGAUAAAGCUGCUGAGGAACAAGCGAGAGGUGGUGAUCAGACAGAUUAGGCGCGAUAUUGCUCUGCUUCUCGAGUCCGGCCAAGACGCCACUGCUCGUAUUCGAGUUGAACAUGUGAUAAGAGAACAGAAUAUUAUGGCAGCGAAUGAGUUAAUCGAACUUUUCUGCGAUCUAAUUGUGGCAAGGCUCUCUAUCAUAGCAAAGCAAAGGGAAUGCCCGCCUGACCUUAAAGAAGGGAUAUCGAGUUUGAUAUUUGCUGGCCCUCGAUGCUCAGAGCUCCCCGAGUUACUGGCCAUACGAGACGUAUUCCAGAAGAAAUAUGGCAAGGAUUUUGUUUCUGCAGCUACUGAUCUGCGACCCAAUGCUGGUGUCAACCGAUUGCUUAUUGAAAAGCUCUCUGUUAAAACGCCAUCGGGUGAAGUGAAGCUGAAAGUUUUGAAGGAAAUUGCGAAGGAAUACCAGGUUCAAUGGGAUACAACAGAAUCGGAGGAGGAGUUGCUCAAGCCUCCAGAAGAGCGUAUCGAAGGUCCAAACGGUUUUGUGAGUGCAUCGGGUAUGCCAUUGAAGCCUGUCCAAAAGCCGUCUCUCGAGCCAAAUGAUGCAUCAAACAGGGGACAACAAGGCAAUGUCAUGAAUUUUCAAGAUGUGGCAUCCGCUGCUGGCGUUGCUGCUGAGAAAGCACUUGCUGCUGCUGAAGCAGCAGCCGUCCUAGCUGCCUAUGGAGGUAACAAGCAGAUGCCUGCUUCUCACAACAGUGGGGGAAGCUUCAACAACACUUCUCGUAAAUCCAGUAUAAAGUUUAAGCCAACUCCCCCGGCUGAGUAUUCCACCAUUGAUGAUCAAUCUGAAGAUGAGAGAACAACAAUACAAACAAACGGUUAUGAAUACUACACUCACUCGGGCGUCGAAAAUGAGCAGAAGGUUGAUGAUGGUAGGAAGGUGAUUAGGAGGCAGAGCUAUAACUGUCAGAGAGCGCCUACAGGCACCAAGUUUGAUGAAGAAUCAGACUGCGAUGAAGAGAUUGAGAUGGAGGAGCCACCAAGCGCCAACGCGGGGAGGAUUAAUCGAAGACAUAGCUAUAAUAAUGCUCCUCCACCCGCACACUCUGGCGUCAAAUAUGAUGAAUACAGCGAUGACGAAGAAGAUGAAGAAGUCAGUGAUGAUGAGUUUCGCCAGCCUGCAAGAGGCACUGCUGAUCGGCCACCAGAGCGCCCGGCUCCACAAAUUCCAGCGCGGCGUGUGCACCCCAAGCUGCCUGACUACGACACACUGGCUGCUCGUUUUGAAGCACUGAAACAGCACAAGGCGCAGCCUAGGUAAAUCAGCCGGUGCACAUUCGUAUAUGUUUGUCAAUGAAUAUAAUAUACUACUGGACGUUAUACCCAUCUUUUGCCUCUUGUAAUUCGUUCAUUUUAUGGAUACUGAUAUUGAAGAAUAUAUACAUAUAAUAAUAUUGUAGUUUAUCCCUUA